AUGUUCGCCGCUCAGCAUGGCGGAUUGGACCAGCGAAAACGGGCUCGAGAAGAGGAAGAGUUGGCUAAUGCUAACAGCAUGAGCUUCGGUGAGCAUAGAAACAAACGAAUCCAGUGCCUUCCUCUCCGUGCAUCUCCUCGAACCACACAACAAUACAUGUCCGAUUCGUCUUUGCCGCCACACCUGAUCAGCCACGACCAGCUUCAACAAAAUAACUUUUCACAAUGGCAAUCCUCAACGAACAUGACAUCACAGGGUCAUGGUUAUUCCGAUAUGGAUAUGAUGCAAUCAAAUCAAUUUCAGCAGCAAAACGGGAUGGGCCAUAUGGGCGAGAUGCAGUUGGAGCCUGGCAAUAUCAACGGACGUAUGCCAACUCCCAUUCAACCUAGCUUUGCGGCACAGGUCAGAGGCCAGCAAACAGUGCCAACUCCUAACGGGGUCACAAAUCUUGGUCACCAAGACACGGGGUUUAACGAUGAUCAGAGUAUCCCUCGUACGAUGGCCGGAGGGUGGCAGGCUGCUCAGAACGAACGACGUCUUCCUUCCCCCAUUUCCGAGUGUGAUGAUGCUAUGGUAUGCCAACCCAUCACUCCUACUGGGAUGCAGUUUGAUGCCAGUGCCCAUGGUUUUGUUACUCCUGGGAUGGCGCAUCCCAAUGUGACUGUCGAGCCUUCACCUCCUCAUGAUACGGAACAUCAUAUGAUGGACGUUGAAUCUCACUGCUCAGCUCAUUCAGCCGAUGGUGAUAAUGACCCAACCACACCUUCUCCCCCCCGUAGGGGCCACAUCCGCAGCCGACACACUGUCAAUAACUGGACAUGGCAACCCGGCAUGAAGAAGAGUUUCAGUAUAGGGUAUCGAGCAGAUUGUGAAAAAUGCCGUCUCAAAGUCCCAGGUCACUUUAACCACAUCAUCGUUUCCUAG
This is a messenger RNA of Fusarium sp. VM40, 924 nucleotides long. Lineage: Eukaryota; Fungi; Ascomycota; Sordariomycetes; Hypocreales; Nectriaceae. The record is from the annotation of a GenBank genome assembly.